Sitophilus oryzae (rice weevil) is the source of this 667-nucleotide messenger RNA. It is a transcript of the gene RpL12, whose product is annotated as 60S ribosomal protein L12. Gene Ontology annotation, cellular component: cytosolic large ribosomal subunit; ribosome. Bases 135 to 632 code for a protein of 165 amino acids. The transcript is spliced from 5 exons. NCBI's taxonomy places the organism in Eukaryota, Metazoa, Arthropoda, Insecta, Coleoptera, Curculionidae. Gene Ontology annotation, molecular function: structural constituent of ribosome; large ribosomal subunit rRNA binding. The record is from RefSeq and is a predicted model, not a curated record. Gene Ontology annotation, biological process: translation.
UUUUGACAACUGUCAAUCCAGCUGUCUUUCAAAAUCGUCAAUUCUUGACGAAAAGUUUGGAUUUUAUAAAAAUCUGAAUUCAUCGGCUUCAAUUUGCCGAUUUUUAAUAUAAUCUCGCCAAGAAAUCCACUAAGAUGCCUCCAAAAUUCGAUCCGAACGAAGUAAAAUACGUUUAUUUGAGAUGUGUUGGAGGAGAAGUAGGUGCUACCUCUUCGUUGGCCCCAAAAAUCGGUCCUUUAGGUCUGUCUCCUAAAAAAGUAGGUGACGAUAUUGCAAAAGGCACAGCUGACUGGAAAGGUCUUAAAAUCACUGUACAGUUGAAAAUCCAAAAUCGUCAAGCCAGCAUUUCAGUAGUACCCUCUGCAGCUUCCCUGAUCAUUAAAGCUCUUAAAGAACCACCAAGGGAUAGAAAGAAGCAGAAAAAUAUUAAACACAGUGGCAACAUUUCCUUUGAUGAUGUUUUGGCUAUUGCAAGACAAAUGAGACCGCGAUCCAUGGCUAAAGCACUGUCAGGAACAGUAAAAGAAGUUUUAGGUAGUGCUCAGUCUGUUGGUUGUACAAUUGAUGGAAAAGCGCCCCAUGAUGUUAUAGAUGAAGUAAAUGACGGCAGUAUCGAAGUCCCUGACGAGUAAACUAUUUUUUUAAUAUAAUAAUAAGUUUAAAUUUU